AUGGCGGCCACGACAGAGAACCCGGCCGAGGACCCUGGAAAGCUUCAUCCGAUUCACUCGCCAAUAGGCAGCCCGUGCGGCCCCCAGAACCUCCGCUCAGUGCAAAACAUGCAGGAGAAGCACGGUUUCUUUUGCGUCGCUGCUUCGAAUGUCCUUGAGCACAUUAAUUACGACACUCCCGGCGUGCCCCAGACCGCCGCUAAACUAACACGUCAAAAGGAGAACAAGACCCGCCUCAUCAAGCUGGAGGAUGUCGACAGCGCUGCCGUGCAGGCCAUGCUGUAUUUUAUGUACCGCUCCGACUACAAUAAACCCAAGAACACGUCGGCCAUGCUCUUUCACGCCCGCGUCUACGCCUUGGCCGACAGAUACAUGGUGCCCGACCUGAAGCUGAUCGCCGCCAGCAAGUUCAAGGCCGCCUUCAACCAGUCUUGCGCUUCUGGCGCGGGCGACAUUGUAUUUGGUGCCGUCUUCGACACGUUGUUGAUGGCGGCGCUGGUUCAGGACGCUUCCUCGACAUGGAUUAUGAGCGGUGUACGGAUGCUGCAGCCUUGCCAGAUCACGGUCUGCCAACUUCCCAAGACUUCAUGGCCUGGCCGUGAAAUCAAAGUCGCGCAGUUCCCAGAGGAUCUGAGCCAGGCUUUCUCGGCCCUGCAGUCUGGUCUCCCUUCUCCUCUCUCGCUCGCCUUAGCCCACAACAUCGCCCCGUCUGUGUGCCAUAUCCGCAACUUUGGCAAGGUAGUCGACGCGUUGAAGUUGGCCGCCAACAGAGCCUCGUCCACCCCCGGCCUGUCUCGUUACACGUCUGUCCACACCCUGCUCCUGCAAUGGGAAUUCGAUGACCUUGGGGUCAGCGACGAAGUGCAGCGGCUCUCUGACGUGUUGCGUCUCAAUUACGGCUUUGAUGUCGAACACUGGAAGAUCCCGUCAGCCAAGCCCGCCCUCAACCUGACGCAGACCAUCAGCGAUUGGAUCGAGCGGUUCGAUGGCAACCACAACCUGUUUGUCCUGUACUAUGUCGGCCACGGGAGGAUCGAUGAUGGCAGGCAGGUUUUUUUUGGCGCAAGUCACCUUCGCGAUUCGAGCCACGACCAGUUUGCCGAAAUCAAAUGGUCCACCUGCGAAGACAUCCUGCACAAGGCCGCAUCUGACACGCUGUUCCUCCUGGACUACUGCUACUCUGCCGGCUCGGCGUCGCCGCCCCUCCGCGUCUUCUCCGAGACCAUGGCGGCGAGCGGCUUCGACUCCGUCGCCCCGCCUCCCGGGCCCCGCUCCUUCACGACGACGCUGACUAGGGCAUUUUCGGUUGUGAAGCUGCACGCCGAGAUCCUCGUCUCGCUCAAGGAGAUGCCGCCCCGGCACAUCUCCGAGGGCAGCCUGUUCGAGUGGAGGCGGACGCCAGUGCACUACAUCCCGUCCAGCGACCUGUGUCCCCCGAGCAUCACCCCAGCGAGGGCGCCUCUGUUGCAGAACGUCCGAGGUUGA
This is a messenger RNA of Lasiosphaeria miniovina, 1485 nucleotides long. RefSeq lists its product as uncharacterized. The coding region runs from base 1 to 1485 and encodes 494 amino acids. NCBI's taxonomy places the organism in Eukaryota, Fungi, Ascomycota, Sordariomycetes, Sordariales, Lasiosphaeriaceae. The record is from RefSeq and is a predicted model, not a curated record. Gene Ontology annotation, molecular function: protein binding. The transcript is spliced from 10 exons.